Messenger RNA from Porites lobata, 1361 nucleotides. NCBI's taxonomy places the organism in Eukaryota, Metazoa, Cnidaria, Anthozoa, Scleractinia, Poritidae. The record is from the annotation of a GenBank genome assembly.
UGCACCUGCACCACGCUGAACUGCGGGCGGAAAACAUGGCUGUACAGACACAAGAAAACCAGAAGGUUCUCUUCUGCCCCGUCGGCUCCCUUUUUUCUCUUUCUAUAUCCGAACCUCUUGACGGUCAAAUGCUUUCAGGAUGUUUCCAGUUCAGCAGCGAGGUGAAGCCAGGAUGGAUACAGUACGAUCCUAACAAGAUCACAGUGAUCACGUCUAAUGAGAUGUUUAGUCCCGUGUACAGCCUUAGCAGCAUUGUACAACCAAAGAAACAGAUGCUCCAGCUCGUGACAGAAGAUGACGUCUCGACACUAAAGAUUCUUCUAGAGAAGCCAGUCUUGCUCUGUGUUACCAGGCGACAUCAGUUUGACAACCCGAUCGACGUGUCACCAAUGGACACAGAUGUCUCCAACAGGUGUACCGUAAGCGGCUUUGAUAUUGACUUUGCGGUCGUAUUCCCUCCGGCGCUCUUAAAGGAUAAACUGAAAGAAACUCUGGAACUCAUUCGCGUUUACAUAAAAAAGAAACGUAAAUUUUGCGUUACCAUCGACUUAAAACAGGUCUUGAAGGAGCUAACUCCCCAAGAAUUGCAAGAGAGUGACUCAAAGGAGUACGUUUCCUGGCACAACACAGCCUUUUGGCUUACAAAUCACUGUAAACCGUACCACUCUCUCAUGUACGUCAAUACGGUCUUGUUCUGGACCACUUUGUUUCCUUACGCGUUGUUUGUGGCUUUGCCGUAUCGUGCGGGACGCCGUCUUCUUUGCAAAGAUAAACACCUAGCAGUUCGUAUCCCGAUGAAGUUCACGUAUGGGCAUGUAGAUGACAAAGUUGUGGUGUUUUUAUGGACAAAUGACCCUCCCCCACCCGGGGAAUACAACAGGAAUACAAACAGAUUCUCUAUAACCGCUGCGCAUUUGAAUUGGCUACGACCAUUCCUACGGGACUCUAGCUUGAUCACAUUUGACUUAAACGUAGAUAAUGGAGACGAUUAAAAAGCGAAAAUUUCAACUCUUAGGCAUUUAAUUGGUAAAUGACAGGUUUUGGUUUGUUAUGAAAAUGAGAAAGAAACAUUUUUCAGAACAUAAUUGUGCCCUGAUAUUUCUAUCACCGUGAAUUUUCCAAGUAACUUCAGAAUACUUGGCUACUUGUCGGAACGCUCAAAAGAACGAGGCGUGACACAAUAGGUACUUUUUGAAAUAAAUAAAUUUGAAUACGAGAUUAUUAUAGUAAUGAAAACACCAGGGACAAAAGAAAUCCAUGUAAGUGAGUUAGCUUAAUUCAGGAAGAGUACGUGCUUAUGUAUUUUGUUUUCUUGUGUGUGAUGUUCCUAUUCAGGACGAAAGGAAUUUUUAGAAGUAAAC